AUGGCGAUAUUCAAAGGGCGAUUGCGCUGCUUCUACUGCGGGCAGCGCUCUGAAGAAAAAAAGUCGGCGACAGUCCGCGAAUUCCGCUGCAACAAAUGCGAGGCGGUGAACUAUCUAGACGAGAAUGGAGAUAUUACAGACCCGCCAGUCUCUGUGACAAAUGCGACGAAUAUGACGAAUGCGACGACAGACAUGGACCAGGCGCCGUUCAGAGUGCCGGAUUUCGACCAAGCAGGCCUCUUCUGCAGAAAAUGCAUUCGCAACCAACAUCUGCUCAUGAAUUCCCUUGCCACCUUUCUUCCAGAUAUCGACGACCCUGAAUAUCCUGUGUUCGAGAAAGACCUCCCCAGAUACCAGAAGACUAUGGAAGAGCGCUACCCCCAAGUAUGUGAGAAUUGCGAACUGAGGGUCCAGAAUCGCAUUCGCGAAACCAAGUACGAAGCGAAAUCCGACCACUUGAGGAGAAUCAUGGAGCGCAGCAAGGCCAGUCGCGCAACGAAGAGCGCUCGUAACCGGAAUUGGAGGCAUAUCGUUGAUGUGCUUGGCUUCCUGGUAUACUGGGCUAGUGUUGCUGGCCAAGUGCUGUCUGACAUGCUGGGAGCUAUCGAAGCUGGUGAUGUCAUUCUUAAGCUAUUUCCGCCUUCAUUCGUGCCAUUUAUGUCUCAUACGAGUCAAAUACUCUCCUGGAUUGGCUAUUCAUCUCAGGACACUGCCACCGUUGCCUUGAUCGCCGGUGUACUUUCAAUUUGGUGGAACCCAAGGCUGCAUUAUAAAGUUGAAGGGAUGAGUGGGCGAAUUUUGGGACUCAACCAGUAUUACGAAUGUCAGUUGAUUGUCAUGGCCGCCAGGUUUGGAGUGUGGGCGCUCUUGCAGGAUCCCAGUCGCUUGAAGCCCUCCUUGCCACCUACUCUUCACGCAGUUAUGAUCGUUUUUACGUGCCUGGCAACUCUUGCAUCACACAAAAUUAUCCAAUACGAUACCAGGCCACUUGUUUUAUGGUCAGAAACCCCUGUAGUUUCGCCCUCUGUUUCGCAACGACACCAACCUCUUCAGGACAAGCCCGACAAUUUUUUUCCACAGCAAUUAUUCGACCGUUUCCCCGUGGAGCGAUUGGGUGUACCGAAGGAGAAACUCAAUCAGGAUGCGAUACAACAGCCGGCUGUGACUGAUGUUGAAAUGGAAGACUCUAUGGACUGGACACCGUCCAUAUCUCAUGAUAUUCGCCCCAAAAUUGUUACGAAUCCUAAGUCAAACGUUGCCACACAAGGACCAGUCCCGUCGCCUUUUUUUGGCUCUCUCCCUCAGCAACCACGGCCUCCUGCGUGGGAUCUUCGAAACCCCAUCGUUCAGAAACCGCCGCCGCCAGUUCCCGAGGUAAAUCCAUUUCAUCGACCCCUAGCGGUAGGGCAAGAAACCGGCGGCACUUAUGGAAAUACAGGCCUCGGCACAAAUGACGUGAAUUUUGCUCGUCCAAAAUUCUUCCCGCCAUCGGAUUAUACUGCCAUGACCGGUCUCGAGGGUCUAUUUGACCAUACAUUCACAUUCAAACCACCGGGUGAGAGGACUUCGAAGAAUUCCAUAUCGUCGAGCGAGAAUCCUUUCUUAUCGCCGGAUCUGAAAGCAAGGCACCGCCCUGCAAGCCACAGACCCGAGACAUGGAGCUUUCCGUUCACAUUUAUCCGACUAGUGUGUCUCUUAACAUGCCUGGUAAUGUGGACGAUUGAUUGGCUAGAGCUGGCCUAUAUUCCGCGCGACUGGGUACUCAUGGGCGCUCUGGUUAUUUCAAUUCUGUUUACUGGCUUUGGGCUUUUGGAAUCUCUGAAUAUGGCCCCCUUGCGCUACCGAAGAGUUGUUUACUCAGUGGCUAAGUUUGUGGGAACCUUGUAUCUCGCUGUCCAUCUGGGUUCACAUUUCUCAGAUGGUCGUUUUUAUCAAGGAGGGUACCUCGAGUUGAGCGUGAAAGUUUUGACGGGUCUCCUCGCUGUGGAAGAGUCCUUAGGCUUGCUUUCUAUGUAUCAUCGAACUCGGUCGCGUCAACAUAAAGCCGCAGCUAUGAUGAACACUAUGAUGGAGACUCGGUCUUUGACCCAGCCUGCUGACAAUGGUGGACCUCCGGCGAGUGAACCCUCGACGAGUGAACCUUCAAAGUCCAAAUCUCCAGCAAAGAGGACUUCAGUGAACAAAACCCCAGUGAAACGAAUGACAGCGACAAACCAGCUACCACCUGCAUCAGCGUCUCCGCUUUCAUUUUCUUCUACAUUAUCUUCUAUCCAACAGGAAUCCGCGAAUGAUGGAUACAGCCUUCGACGGCUAGGUGUCUACUACGAUGAUCUCAAAGAUGACGAUGGUUCUGAUGUUUCAGAAGCAGCUUCUUCGGAUUCCGACGCCGACACCGUCCGUACGUCUGAUACAAACCAGAAGAUCCGGAACAGUUAUCCUUUCAUAGAACAUUCCCCUAUACGUGGCCAAGGACUGGGCUCCGGAAUACGGGGUCUACGCCUUGAUGACGGCGAAAUCACUCCCAGACGCAUGACUCGCAGCCAAACAGCCAGAGGAACGGGGACAACAACCGGGCUUGUUCAUGCCAACGGACAAUUCCAAGUACGAAAAAGAUGA
This is a messenger RNA of Talaromyces rugulosus, 2616 nucleotides long. RefSeq lists its product as uncharacterized. The record is from RefSeq and is a predicted model, not a curated record. Lineage: Eukaryota; Fungi; Ascomycota; Eurotiomycetes; Eurotiales; Trichocomaceae. The transcript has 3 exons. Gene Ontology annotation, biological process: nuclear inner membrane organization. Gene Ontology annotation, cellular component: mitotic spindle pole body; chromosome, centromeric core domain; microtubule organizing center attachment site. The coding region runs from base 1 to 2616 and encodes 871 amino acids.